CGCUCCAUCGCUCGCAGUUCCGCUUCCGGCGCACGGGGCGGCGGCGGGGCCGCUACCUCUUCCUGCCGCCGGAGCGGAGCGAGGACACAGCAGGCGUCCAGAGUCGUGGAUGGUGUCCAUCCCGUCUCGGUAAACCAUGGCGUAUCAGCUGUACAGGAACACCACGCUGGGGAACAGUCUGCAGGAGAGUCUGGAUGAGCUCAUACAGUCCCAGCAAAUCACGCCUCAGCUGGCCCUUCAGGUGCUUCUUCAGUUUGAUAAAGCUAUAAAUUUGGCACUGGCACAACGAGUCAGGAACAGAGUUAAUUUCAGGGGGUCUCUGAAUACAUACAGGUUCUGUGACAACGUAUGGACAUUUGUACUGAAUGAUGUUGAAUUUAGGGAGGUAACUGAACUUGUGAAAGUGGACAAAGUGAAAAUCGUAGCAUGUGAUGGAAAAAACACUGGUUCCAAUACUGCAGAAUGAAUGGAAGUGUGGUUUGUCUGCAAUAUUUUCUGUUAAUAUGCAGCACUUUCUGGAGAGAAGCACAGAAAGGGACUGUGUUUAUACUUAAUUCUUGUGAUGCAGAUGGGAGUUAAUCUGUAUGUACUACAAAGUGUCAUGGAAUGACAGCAGAAGAAAUAAUCUGUAGCAUUUCUUCAGUUCACCUUAUAGGGCAUGAAUACAAUGGUUUUUUUGUUUGAUUUUUUGUUUGUUUGAGGUUUUUUGUUUUGUUUUUUACAACAGAUACUGUUGCCUUUUUUCUUCAAAAUAAUUUCUGUAAUAAACUUUUAUUUAAGAACUUGUGAAUGAGUGAUCAUUGGAAAACUUGAACAUUGAUAGUGUGUUUUCCUAGUACUGCCUUAAGUGUGUUUAGAGUAAGGUUGUAAAUUCAGAGGUCUCAGUCACAAGGUUCUGAGUAUGUUUGUAUUGAUUAGUAGUACAAGAAUUGUACUUUACAAGAAUUGUACAUUAGCUCAAAGUUAUUGCACAGCUAAUCAAAAUGAAAUGGUGACACUGGGUCUUGCAAGAUUGUCCCGCAUUCUCAACAAAUGUUAGUACUGCUUGUUUUAAUAUUUGUCUGAUUUUUUGUAGUUAUAUGGAAUGCAUUUAAUUGAACACCUGGCCAGUAGGAUUUCAGUGAAGGAAUUAUGAAUUUUUAGAUAGCAAAUGGGUAACCUUGUUCUUUUUUGAAGACUUAAACCGUCCAAUAAAUAACUAAAAUCAA
Molecule: messenger RNA, 1208 nt
Organism: Calypte anna (Anna's hummingbird)
Lineage: Eukaryota; Metazoa; Chordata; Aves; Apodiformes; Trochilidae
Gene: GTF2A2
Product: general transcription factor IIA subunit 2
Exons: 5
Coding region: 137-466 (109 amino acids)
Biological process (GO): transcription initiation at RNA polymerase II promoter; RNA polymerase II preinitiation complex assembly
Cellular component (GO): transcription factor TFIIA complex
Molecular function (GO): TBP-class protein binding; RNA polymerase II general transcription initiation factor activity
Source: RefSeq, a predicted model, not a curated record